Molecule: messenger RNA, 3578 nt
Organism: Patiria miniata (bat star)
Lineage: Eukaryota; Metazoa; Echinodermata; Asteroidea; Valvatida; Asterinidae
Exons: 4
Coding region: 317-811 (164 amino acids)
Source: RefSeq, a predicted model, not a curated record
AUAUAAGGUGUAUUGUGUAUGAGCAUUUUGUGCAAACAAAAAUUUCAUCUCUUUUCGAUUGCACGAAAAAUUUUGCUGAAGAUAGAGCCUCACGCGAUUUGCCUGAAUAAAAGUGGUCUACGUUUCUGGAACGGUUCGACAAUCGCUAUAUCGCGCAACGUCGUCACGUGCACAUCACGUCAGCAUUAUCUUCAUUUUAGACAAUAUAUAAAAAAAGAAAGAAGAGUUGUUAACAACGAAGAGAGGUUUUUUUCGUUAAAGAAAACUGCAAAGUCGCUAUAUUUUAACAUCAAGGAGAUACUGAUCUGGAACCAUCAUGUUGGCAACCGCUCUUCUGUGCUUGAUGGCUGUCGGUGGAGUAAAUGCAAACUAUGCGGAGAAAAAUGGGCUUUCAAGCAAGGGCUUGAGUUUUUCUGUGAUGUCCUUGGAGUGUGGGGAAACUCAUUGCGCCAAAUGCUACGUAGAUCCAGGCUCGGACGGGAACGUUUACCUAAAUACUUUUGAAGUAACUAAGAAACCAAACAAGUAUCAGUUGAAUGUCGAAGGAGGAACGCACGACUGGAUGGUCGAGAUUGUCCAGGAAGAUCGGUGGGAGCCGUUUCGUGUUUGCCGUGAGUCCACUGGCGCAGAUGCCGGGAUCACCUGGACUUGGAACAUGUGUUUUGAGGAUUUCACCUCGUCCGGCUUGACCAUCCCGGAGGAGUGUGGGGAACCUGUGGCACUGUACUACUCCAGUGUUAUCAUGAACGACGACUCCAUUUUAGGCCAGCAAGUGCUUUUCUGCACUAAAACCAUCGGUGAUUUGCGCUGAUCAAAGGGUGUUGACUAGUAGAUAAAUAAAGCCUUUCGAUAUUCGCAACGCACCUUGGGUAUGGAUGGCAAGUAAACCAGGCAAUUAUGUGCACAGACCUGUGGGGCUGUGAUCGAACCAGUUAAACAUUUCAUUUGAUUCCUUGAGUCUUCUUUAUAUAUUUAGUGAUCAUCUCUUCACGCAUUGUUGUAUUGGAAAUUUGAAAUAUAAUGACAGUUAUGUUAGAAAUAAUUUUGUGAAGACUGUUUUGGGGAAUACCUGUCUAGAUACCAGUUUCAUUAGCUAUGACUAUUAUCAUUACAACCCUACCACUAUUGGCCAAUCAGAAUCAAGAUUUGAAGCUCACGCCUCCAGAACUGACCAAUCACAAUCGUUCCUCUGUGCCUGGCGACUGGCUACUGGAGAGAAAUUUCAAGACUGUCUCUUCAUUCAUUUCUAAAGUUUAAAAACUUUAUUUUAUUUGCAAAACAUAUUAUUGACAAAGAAUAUUCUAUGAAUGAAUAAAGUGAAUCGAUGGUCAGUUAACUUUGGAAACAAAUAAUGCGGGAAUAUUUUUCCCUCCAAAGAUGACCACCCCUGAAAAAGAAAUGCUGAAGUCCGUCUCCAAGUCCAAAAACAGAGCGAGUUAUAAUCCACAAUUUCCUCCAGAUUUUCUGGAAAAUUGACGUUCAAAAUCCGGGACAGACGUAUAGGCACGUUUGGGGUCAGUUACUGGCCUGUGCACUUCAUUCACGAGUCGGCCAUGUUAAAUUGAAAGCGAAAAAAAAAAUCUUCAUUUUUGAAACUUACGAAGAGAAACAAUGGCAUGAUAAUAAUUACAAAUUAACCCGUGUCUGCUCUGAUGAAUAAUUUAAAAUUUGUGAUUAAAAAUACAGUGAAAUACAAGACAAAAACGUAGUGUAUUCUCCAAUUCGAUCAUGAGAAUAGAGCAUGCGCAGUCUACAGACUUGAUCAAGUGUGCGGAAUUAUCCAAUGAGGAUCACGUAAAACCAUGGGCGAUAGAGUUUGCUAUGGUCGUGACGUUCAGGAUUCUGAUGUCAUUCCAAAAUGGCUUGACAUGGACCUUAUUCACGAGAAAGACAUUUUGGUCGUGUUCCCUAAAUGUAUUUUACAAAUUGUGAACUGUUGAACGGGAUGGUGCCAGACUGUUCGUGCAUUCCAUAGCCUCACUUUAAUACAAUUUUUUUUUUAAUGUGGCUAAAAACAAUAUGUUUUGUUUAAAUAAUAAAAAUUAAUGUUAUGAUUUAAAUUGUAUUUACUUUCAAAAAGUGCGGUACUAUUUCAUCUACUCCUUUAUACGACAGUUUUUAAAUGUUACAAUUAAGGGAAGUGUUUGACUUGGUUUAAGAAGGGCCUGUACCUAAUUGUUGCGCAGAAUUAUCACUGGUUAAAUUGAUAAUUUGUAUAGGGAAGUCAAAUUUAUUUCCAUUGUAACGAUAUGGGUUUUUGGGUUUAAAAUGAUGAAUAAUUCACGAGGAGCGUGAAUAAAAUGCAGUGUUAUUUUCUGGCUGUUCCUUUUAGUGUACUUACCCGCCAGUGUAAUAGCCCUAGUUAACAAGUUUGGACAUAUGUUCGUCGACAUUUAUGUCAUUUGAUAAUUCUAUCUUGAGAAUGAUUAUUUGGUAACAGUAUGUCAUCUUCAUUGUCAGUAAUCAAAGUUAGCACUCCUUUUGAGCCAUUUUUAUGCACAACAAGGAGUUGUAGUCAUUGCAUUGCGGCAAGAGCGCCCACAUGCACAUGGCUUGUUCUGGUGCGAGCGCGCGAGCUGUGAAAGGAACUCCGACCGAGCCAAUUCUUGUCUAAAAGUCGCCCACUUUUCCCUCAUUUUUGGGGUAAGUUUGAUUCUAAUUAUGUAUUGAGUAGAUAAUGUAAGGGACAUAGAAGAGGUUGGUUGAUAUGAUUAUUGUCAAACUGAUUGAUUCUUAUAGUUUCUAUGGUGUUAAUUUGGUGUGAAAGUGUCAAAACUUUUCUGGAGUUGAAUGACCGUUUUCGUAUACAUUCACUGCACAAUCAGACAACGCGUAAUGGCGAAAAUGCGUUCAGCACUGUGUACAUUGCGUACGUAGUGUGCGUGCAUGCACAGCACAACGAUGAAUCUACUCGCUUUAUUCUGAAAUGUUCGUGUAUGUCGCAUUGUUUAUGGGUGCAUGGGACUCUUUAUGAUAAAAUAUAUUUCCUUAAAUAUGUUUCCCGUGUAUGCUAUUUGUAUUUUUAUGUACUCUAAUUUAUAGCUGAGACUUUGCUGAGACUGUCAAGUCACAGGCCUUGAAGUUUGACAUCUCAAGUGCAUUGUUGUAUACUUGGUCUUUUCUAUUAUAUCAGGGUAAGACUGUGAUUCUCUUUGUGUGCUUGACUAAUCAGUCAUCCUAUUUAGUAUUAUUUUGAGGGAUCAUGACACCUGUCUACAAAACAACUAUAUAGUUUAUGCUGUAUAAUUGAAAUAUCUGUUGUUUGUAGUAACAUUGAUUUAAUCCAAUGACUUUGGAACAAGACUCACAAAAGUUUAACAUCAAUUCAUUUUAUUCAUGAUCAACAGGGUCUUCUUCUUAGUCUUCUUCUUCUUAGUCUUCUUCUUCGUCUUCUAUUUAGUCCUCUUCUUGGUCGUCUUCUUCAUUCAAGGGACGUCAUUUGGGUCUUUCCCUGUUUGUUAUUUGGAUCUUUUUUUAAAAUUAUUUUGUACGAUUGGAGAAAGUGAAUUUAAUUAAAACUUGAUCAAGUGAAUCAGCAUAAACAACCGUCUGAGUGUUCAAGUUCGAUUCUGCUUGUU